ACAAUAGAAAUGACACGGUGAGCUGAGUAAAGUUCUGUACUGUGAUGACAGAACCUGCUGCUGGUAACCAUACUCAAGCAAACGUGUCAACCUUCAUCUACCCCAACUUUUAUAGUAGAUGGAACUAUGGUGUCCCUCACUGUGACAGUAACAGUUACAGUCACAGACAGAGAUGGCUUGCAGUCUGAUUAAUCCGGAAGGUAAAUCUGAACACCCAUCUGAGACAGGGACGGGUACAAUUCGGUGGCUUGCGACGAGACCACUUGCAGGUAGAUGGGUCAUUGAGUACAAGGGACAAGAGAACUACAAUAUCAGUGUCCAAGGGGAAAGUCCUUUGGGCCUCGAGAUAACCUUGUACGAAAUCGACACAAUAACUGGAGUUUCCGAACUUGUACAGAACAGCCCAACCGCAGGUCGUCCGACAAGGAUUAUACUGGAUAUUGUGGGCGCGGAGCUGAUGGGCAUGCUCUUUAACAUCUCCCUCGUGACGUCAGACGGAAGGAGUCUUGCUAGCGAUUGGGUGAGGCACACAGGUGGACCGAAUGACCCUCAGUAUGCAACCACACUCACCUGGCCUGCUGAGUCCGUGUACGUCCUGGCGGUUGGCACAGAGAGUAGCGGGGACAGCUUUCAGCGUCAGAGCCCCUACACGUUUGUUCCAACGCUCAUUGACCUCCAGCUGCUCAACGACCCCGGCACCAGUGUUAUGCACAGUUCUGUGCCCCUGACCAUCAGGUACACGGUGACAAACUAUGGACAGACAGAUACGUUGCUGUUAUCUACGUCAGUUGAUAACAAGGUCUUUGAAGCAAAUGUAUCCCCAUCCAAGAUAGUGCUUGGUCAGGGAAGCACGUUUACCGGAAGUGUCACAGUUACCGUAGAGGAAUCAACAGUAGCAUCAUCGGAAACCGGGCUACUCCAAGUGCGAGUGACAAGUCGCAGCGACCCCCACGAAACGCAAAAGGCGACUCGUCUUCUCACGGUGGGUGGGUCAAAGGCUGACGACAAGCCGCCAUCUUGUCACGUGAUUUCUAUCACUAGCAACUGCAGCGCCAGCGCCGGACCAGAUGGGAGGCGCUCAAAGUGCGGCGAGGGCCAGUGGACUGUUCGUGCGUUGGUGUCUGAUGACGUGUCAGGCCUGGCGUCUGUCUCCUUCAGUGGCGUCAGCGCCUCUGACGAAUACGUCAUCGAGCCGAUCAUCAAAGGUCAAGCGACCAAAGAGGUUCCCGUGUUCUACAGAACCACUUGCUGCAAGAAGAGCAUCACUCUGUUAACGUCUGAUGAGGCUGGUCACGCGAACAUCUGUGAGUUUCUUCAGGACUCCAUUGGCGUGACUACAGGCAAGGUGUCGCAAGGAAAGGUUUCUCCAAACACAAAACAAUCUUUGACGAUGACAUCAUCGCCUGUUCAGCGAUCGUCAAGGGUUAGCUCAACCACUUGGUUUGGGCCGACUCUCCAAGGGGAGACAAUAAUUGUACCUCCGAGAGAGUUGCAGGGUACGACUUACUCCCCUUUGUCACUGAACGCAAAUUCUCAUCUCGAAGGGGUCACCAGAGAGCAGGGCGCGGAGACGGAAGAUUACUCUACAGUAAAGGUAGCAGCAGUCGCUUUGGGAUCUGUCGGAGGAGUUGCAGGACUUUCGGUCAUCAUUCUUUGCAGCCUUUACUUCUUCCGUUAUCGUCGAUAUCGCCGACGAGAGAGUCGAGAUGAUGAAGACAACCUCAGCAGCUCCACCAUAAGUACUGUAUCUCAAGCAUCCGAUUUCCGUUGUAGUGUUCCCUCACGAGCGUCCAGGCGCGGACUUUGAAAGAACACAUAACAAUGGGAGCUACGGACAAAAAUGUUUUGAAAACCUGGAGAGCGAAGCUUAGGCCAUGCCACGAUUAUUUCAUUCUAAAAGAGGAGGGAAAGCUUCUGAAAUAGAAGAAAACCUGACUGACAAGGCGACAAAAAAGCUAUCUCUUUGCGGGUUUAUGUUCAAAAUCAAGUAGAACUGCUGAAGGGCAGCACAGAUGACAGAAAAGUGUUGCUACCCUGUCAAUUGGUUCUCCUCAUAGUUCACACAUUGCAUGUGCCCUGCUGUAGUAAAGGCUGGAUCUUUAAAGAAGAGGAGUGUCUACCGGAUGCAUAUGAGGAGGCAACAUAAACUUCAUGUUAUGCUCACUUAUUUUUCAUCAGAAUUGUACGGGUUCAUUUUAAUCAUUAGACACCAUGAAUUCAUCCAUCCGGUUUAUUUUAUGCCAACGCAGUAGGUACUCCAAACUGAUUUUUGAAUCAAUAAUCAGUAAGAAA
This is a messenger RNA of Pomacea canaliculata, 2292 nucleotides long. RefSeq lists its product as uncharacterized. NCBI's taxonomy places the organism in Eukaryota, Metazoa, Mollusca, Gastropoda, Architaenioglossa, Ampullariidae. The coding region runs from base 173 to 1807 and encodes 544 amino acids. The transcript has 10 exons. The record is from RefSeq and is a predicted model, not a curated record.